Molecule: messenger RNA, 1335 nt
Organism: Coffea arabica (coffee)
Lineage: Eukaryota; Viridiplantae; Streptophyta; Magnoliopsida; Gentianales; Rubiaceae
Source: RefSeq, a predicted model, not a curated record
AUGGAUCUCGAUCUUGCAUUAAGGGAUGAUUCUCCCCCACCUCUUACAGAUCAGAGUACCUCUGAUGAAAAGAGAAAUAAUGAGAGGUGGAAGAGAUCAAAUCGCUUGUGUCUGAUAAUCAUUAAAAAGGCCGUUCCAGAAGCAUUCAGGGGAACAAUGUCAGAAACGACUGUAACUGCUAAGGAGUUCCUUCAGGACAUUGAAAAAAGGUUUGUCAAUAACGAAAAGGCUGAAGUUAGUAUGCUCUUGACACGCCUAAUUUCAAUGAAAUAUAGUGGUAAAGAUAAUAUCAGAGAGUACAUCAUGGAGAUGUCUCAUCUUGUUUCAAAAUUAAAUGCACUUAAGUUGAAACUCUCUGAAGAGUUACUAGUGCAUUUGAUUCUAAUAUCUCUUCCUACACAGUUUAGCCAGUUUAAGGUGAGUUACAACUGUCAAAAGGAGACUUGGUCUCUAAAUGAACUCAUCUCACACUGUGUAGAGGAAGAGGAAAGAUUGAAGCAAGAGCAGACAGAAAGUGCUCAUCUGGUGUCAACCACUAAUAAUAAAAGCAAGGGACUUAAGAGAAAGAAAGAAAAAGGAGCUGCAGAUACAGUGUCAGAAAAGAAACAACAAAAGAAGUCAAAUGAUCAAGGAAAGAAUAGUUGUUUCUUCUGUGGAGCUGAAGGGCAUCAAAAGAAGCAUUGCACCAACUAUCACGCUUGGCGUGCUAAGAAAUUAUUGUAUGUUGAUGACAUUUUGCUUGCCAGCAACGAUAUUGAUUUAUUGCAUGAAAUCAAGAAAUUUCUAACUAAGAAUUUUGAGAUGAAAGAUCUUGGUGAUGCAUCUUUUGUGUUAGGCAUACAGACACACCGUGAUCGCUCUCGGGGUAUUUUAGAACUAUCACAAAAUGGCUAUAUCGAAAAGUGUCCCAAGAAUGCUUUUGAGAAAAAAGAGAUGCAAAAGAUUCCUUAUGCAUCAGCAGUAGAGAGUCUAAUGUAUGCUCAAGUAUGUACGCGUUCGGAUAUUGCGUACAUUACUGGGAUGUUAGGUAGAUAUUUGAGUAAUCUUAGAUUAGAUCAUUGGAAAGCAACCAAACGGGUCUUACGGUAUCUACAGAAAACAAAAGACUACAUGCUCACGUAUCGAAAUUCAGAUGAAUUAGAGAUCAUUGGAUAUACUGAUUCCGAUUAUACUGGAUGCCAAGAUACUAUGAAAUCAACGUCAGACUAUGUGUACUUGUUGGCUGGAGGUGCUAUAUCUUGGAAGAGUGCUAAACAGUCCCUCAUAGCAUCUUCCACUAUGGCUGCAGAGUUUAUAAUUUGUUAUGAGGCAUCCAAUCAAGGAAUUUUGCUGUAA